Messenger RNA from Hevea brasiliensis (rubber tree), 1739 nucleotides. RefSeq lists its product as uncharacterized. The transcript is spliced from 9 exons. Bases 33 to 1532 code for a protein of 499 amino acids. The record is from RefSeq and is a predicted model, not a curated record. Gene Ontology annotation, molecular function: dipeptidyl-peptidase activity; serine-type exopeptidase activity. Lineage: Eukaryota; Viridiplantae; Streptophyta; Magnoliopsida; Malpighiales; Euphorbiaceae. Gene Ontology annotation, biological process: proteolysis.
UUCUAGUGGCUGCUGGGGCAUAUUUCUAUCUCAUGAUGUCGCCAAUAUUUCUGAUACUGUUCUUACUGUUUAAUCUCUUAAUCUCUGCAAGUGUCCAUGCAACACGCUUUAAUAUUCCUAGGCUUAGUCCCAUAGGACCAAGAAUUUCAAGAAACCUUGAUAUUGUGUCUGAAUUAUCAGUUUUUGAUGAUAAUGAUGAUAUGGAGACAUUUUUUUACACCCAAACACUUGAUCACUUCAACUUCAGGCCUGAGAGCUACGACACCUUUGAACAAAGAUAUAUGAUCAACUCCAAGUACUGGGGUGGUGCUAAUUCUAGUUCACCUAUCUUUGUGUAUUUUGGUGCAGAAGAAUCACUUGACGAUGAUAUUCCUAUUAUCGGAUUUCUCCCCAAUAAUGGUGCUCGAUUUAAUGCUCUUCUGCUUUACAUAGAGCACAGGUACUAUGGGAAAUCAAUCCCAUUUGGAUCAGCGGAAGAAGCCUUGAAAAAUGGAAGCAUUCGUGGUUAUUUCAACUCUGCACAAGCUAUUGCAGACUACGCAGAAAUUAUCAUUCAUGUCAAGAAAAAUUUGCAUGCUGAAAAUUCUCCAGUUAUCGUUAUUGGAGGAUCAUAUGGUGGAAUGCUGGCUUCAUGGUUUAGACUUAAGUACCCUCACUUAGCCCUUGGAGCUUUGGCCUCAUCAGCACCCAUUCUUUACUUUCAUGAUAUCAGCCCACAGGGUGGUUACUAUUCUAUUGUUUCCAAGGAUUUCAGAGAAGCUAGUGAGACUUGCUACCAAACAAUACAAAAAUCAUGGACAGAAAUUGAUGAAAUUGCUUCUAAACCCAAUGGCCUUUCAAUCCUCAGCAAGAAAUUCAAGACUUGCAAUCCCUUGAAGGAUUCUGAUGAGCUCAAAGAUUACUUGAACGCAUUGUUUUGCGAUGCUGCUCAGUACAAUGAGCCAUCCACAUAUCCAGUUAAUAUGAUCUGCAGAGCCAUAGAUGGAAACACCAAUUCUGGGAAUGAUACUCUUAGCAAAAUCUUUGGUGGUCUUGUUACUUAUCUAGGAAACAGCUCUUGCUAUAUUAAUGCAUUUCCUAACGUGUUUGAAUCAAGUCCGGGAUGGAGUUGGCAGACAUGUAGUGAGUUGGUGGUACCAAUGGGCAUUGGCAAUGACACCAUGUUCCCACCACAUCCCUCCAAUCUCAGCAGAUACCUCCAGUCCUGUAAGGUCACGUACGGUGUUCUUCCUCGGCCUCAUUGGGUCACCACCUAUUAUGGAGGGCCUAAUAUAAAACUCAUUCUUCAAAGAUUCGGUAGCAACAUCAUUUUCUCGAAUGGACUUAGAGAUCCUUACAGCAUUGGCGGGGUAUUGGAGAACAUAUCAGACACUAUUGUUGCUGUUCAUACAAACAAUGGAUCUCAUUGCUUGGAUAUACUUAAAGCAGAAACAACUGAUCCAGAGUGGUUGAUUGCUCAAAGAGAAGUUGAGAUUACUAUUAUUGAAGAGUGGAUUAAUAAGUACUAUGUUGAUCUAAAGAAUCAGCAAUGAAGCCACACCAAAAUGCUUAUGCAUAGCUAUUGUAACAGGAUCAAUAAUGGUGUUGGAAAUUGAAGUUGGAAUUUGUAUAUGUUUAAUUGUGUAAAAUAAGGGAAAAAAUAAGCACCCUUGGAGGACCACAUGGUCAUUCAAGAUAUAAUUAUUGUGUGAAAUCUUAUAAAAUCUAUAUAUUUAUGUCUACAAUUUUAGUGAAUUAAA